AUGGAUUCGACUGAGGGCGAGAAGUUGUCGGCGCGCAGCCAGAGUGGCGCGGAGCUCGACUCGCAGAGCGAGAAGAAUAUCGACUCCGCCAGGUCCGGCGCCUCCGAGACCAUGCCCGCACCCGCCCCCGCGGCCUCCGCCGAUGCGGGCCGCAUCAUGCGCGCGGACAGUGCUGCAGCCGGCUUCAACGCCCUCUCCGCCAGCACCCCGGUCUGCUACUGUGUGUACGAGGAGGUGGCGCAGGGCACCUUCUACUUCCAAUGGAAGGCUAACACCCAGGAGCCCAUCAACAACCAUGUGAUGAUGUUCGUGCCCAGCAAGACGGUCCCCAAGUUCAAGCUGGUCAACGACGGCGGCCGCUCCGAGCUGGCCACGCGCGUGAUGCCCGACAAGCAGAAGUUCUGGUCGUCCCUGUGCCUGUUCAUCAAGUCUGCGAAGGAGUACAAGGCCAAGCUGCAGCUGUUCCCCGGGUGGAACGACAUCGUCCCCUACAAGUCCGACAUUUACUUCCACAACGGCACCAACACGGUGACCAAGGUCGGAUACGAGCCCAUUGACCUCGAGGACGUUGCCGCGAUCGGCAUUGCCGGCCGCGCCAACCUUCUGAUGGCGAACAAGAUGUCUAAGGAGCAGUUCUCCCAGGGUGUCCGCAAAGGAGGAUACUGCCUGAUGCUCUGA
Messenger RNA from Babesia bigemina, 678 nucleotides. RefSeq lists its product as hypothetical. The record is from RefSeq and is a predicted model, not a curated record. NCBI's taxonomy places the organism in Eukaryota, Apicomplexa, Aconoidasida, Piroplasmida, Babesiidae. Bases 1 to 678 code for a protein of 225 amino acids. The transcript has 3 exons.